This is a messenger RNA of Ruditapes philippinarum (Manila clam), 1424 nucleotides long. RefSeq lists its product as uncharacterized. Lineage: Eukaryota; Metazoa; Mollusca; Bivalvia; Venerida; Veneridae. Bases 256 to 867 code for a protein of 203 amino acids. The transcript has 3 exons. The record is from RefSeq and is a predicted model, not a curated record.
AUCCGAUUGCUUGGGCGAUCAAUAAACGCUCGAUCACCGGAAAGAGUAGCGCAAACUAUCUUCUGCUUAUUUCGCUAUUUGUUUCGUCUGUAGGGUAAUAUUUCGUAUUGAUAAUCAAUAAAUCAAAUCAAUUAAGUGAGUUGUGAUAGUAUAUACAAAGUAAUCGGAUGGUAUCUCUGGGAUAUAUUUCUUCAUACUAAGGAGACUUUCAUUUAGCAACAGCAUCCUAAGACUUCCGGUGAGUCACGUGAUAAAAUGGCCGGUGGAUUCGGAGCGGCAUCAUUGCCACUUAUUUCUUCAAUAGCCCUUUUGGCUGGGGCUGUACUGAUUAUACUAGGGUUCGCAGCACCCUAUUGGGCCAACGACGGAGUAAAUUAUGUUGGACUUUGGAGAUACGGGAAAUGUAUGAACCCCAACAGUAAAGAUUGUUAUGUCUACGAACAACCAAGUCUGAAAAACGUCCCAGUAUGGUUACACGUUACUCGAGGACUGGAAUGCUGUGCAGUGAUCUUUGUGUCCCUACCCCUAGUCAUACUUCCGGUAUACAUGUAUGUAGCUCUGGGGAUGUACUACCGUUGCAUGAUGGGAACUAUGUGUGGAAUGUGCCUUCUCUCUGCUGCCACAGGAAUUGCAGGAGUAAUUAUCUAUGGAAUAAAUGUAAAUAGGAAUGAUUGGGAGGUCGCAUGGAGUUUGUUCUGUGUCAUUGUGGGUUGCGCAUGCGUGUUCAUCGGGUUCCUAGUGCUGCUUAUUUCAAUGAUAUCCAAGCGUCCAGCAGGAAUAACAGAGCCAUAUUACCCUACCACGAUUUACGUUGAUCCAAAGAAAAACAAACUUUACACAAUAAGAUUAGAGGAGGAGGACGACUGAGUUUAUACUACUAUGAUUUGAAAUGAGAUAUAUUCCAUAUCAAAUGAGAUAAUACUCAAUAUCAGCUUUUUAGAUAGGAUCUCAUCUUAAUGAAUAAUCAAUUAUACAAGUAGCUUACAGCCUUGCAAUCAUUUUUGUGCAGUUAUUACAAAAGAUACAUUUAGAAGUCCCAGAUAUGGGGACAAAGUUGAAUUUUAAAGAUAUAUAUUCUUCAGUCAGAUUAAACAAGGAUGGGACCUUUCUACCGUCAGGCACACUGACCUAUUUUGUUUCUAAUUUUAUCCUUAAAGAAACAAAACAAAGGGAACUGGAGUGAUCAAAAUUCCUAAAUUAUAAUUUCUUGUGUCUCUGCUAAAUCGGUCCCAGAUCUACCGUUAGAUAUUCAUAGACAUGUUAAACUUAAUGUACAUGUAAAUACCAUAUACGCUUGUUAUUUUUUUCUCCUAGGUGUACUUGCAAAUAGAUUUUUUUAUAUGUAUAUAUUUCCAAUGAUAUUUUUAUAUGCCAUUUGAACAAAAAAGCCAAUGAAAAAUAAAAGAAAAAAAAACAAAAACAAA